CUCUUGACCAUGCACAACAAAAUGGUUCAAACUAAUUAUAGUACUCCUCCUACCGAUUGGUCACAAGAAACACUAAUAGCAGCCGCCGACGAAGAAAUCCCGACGAUCGACUAUUUCUCCCUCUUCUCCGAUGACCCUGACCGGCGUUCCACAGCCCUGGACUGCCUCUCUACAGCUUGUGAACACUAUGGCUUCUUCAAUUUGGUGAACCAUGGGAUUCCUGCUGGAGUGAUCGGAGGUGCUUUGAGGGGGAUAGCCGAUUUCUUCGAGCAAACGACAGUGGAAGAGAAGAGCAAGUACAAGAAAGGUGAUCCCGGGGCUAGGAUUCUUUGGGAUGCCAGGUGUCACGCUGGGGAGAACAGGGAACAUCUCAAGCUCCUCACUCGUCCAACAUUCCAUUGCCCUCCUAAUCCACCUUCCUUUCGAGAAGCAUUGAGAGAAUACGAGAGGAGAUUCCACGAAGUGAAGAUGGGAUUAGCAAGGGCUAUGUCCUUAAUCUUGGUACAUGAAGAGUCCUACAUUGAGAAAGCUUUCGAUCUAGAGUCAGGCUUUGAUGUGGCUGCCAUGAAUCGUUACCCACCAAACUUCCAAUCGAAGGGCACCUUGGGACUGGCUGAGCACACCGACCCUGGUUUCAUCAUCUCCCUCAUCCAAGAUACGGAUGGCGGCCUUCAAAUCCUAACCCAUCAAGGACAGUGGAUCGACGUCCACAUCCCUCCCAAUGCCAUCUUAAUUCAACUCGGGGAUCAAUUGGAGGUCUUAACCAAUGGCAAGUACAAGAGUCACAUCCAUCGCGUGCUGGUGGGUGACUACAGGACGAGGAGGAUCUCGCUUGGCAUACUCCAUGGGCCAUUCGUAGAACAAUUUGUAGCUCCGACAUCGGAAUUCAUGGACGACGCUGACUCGACAGCUUAUCGUGGAACGACCUACUCAGAUGCUCUGCAAGCCAAUGGUCGUUACGAAAUUGAAGUUCAGUCAUGCAUCGAACAACUUAGAAUGCUACCUCUAUAAUUGAUUUAUCGGAUAUACAUAUCAUCAUAUAUAUGGUAUGGAUGGCGUAUCUUGUUGAGUUGGGUGGUACAACACUACCGACACAAAGUAGAUAUUCCAAUGUGCGUCAAAUUUGAACGAGUGUUUUUGUUGUGUUUUGCUCCUCCAUCCGGCCACAUAUUUAGAAUGACCCAACACCGUUUUAUAACACAACAUUUGUUAAAAAAACAUGACUAUAUUUUUCGUCUAAAGUUCGACAAUCUUUAGUAAAUUUUUAGUUGAGACAUCCUUACUAGUUACUAAGGAACCAAACUAAGACUAAACUGCAAUCCUUUAGAAUCUUUAAGAGAAUGCAUGUUAAGUUUUUGUCAAUGUCUUAAAUUGAAGGUUGAGAUGUUUAGAAAAUAGUCAAUAUAGGAUUUUUUGUGUUUCUUUUAGGGACGAUAAAUGUUUAGAUUACGAGUGAGUAACUGAUUCUUUACUCAUCUUCAUAACAUAUAUUUUGGUUGAAAUUCUUUCAUCAAUAAUAUCAAUGACUUUUAGAUUAAGAACCAACAAUCAUAGAAGACAAAUUAUAUUUAAUUCUCUUUCGUUAUGUUUUAAGCUAAAGUUCAAGUGAUUCAAACGCGAAAAUUAGGCACAUAUUAGAUGAGGAAAUAAAGUUUUAACUUGAUAAAUACCUAUACACAUAUGAUACAAAUCAUGUAAGCUAGAGUACGUACCUGGUUUCUCAUCUUCGAACUGCCAUUGACGGCUGCCAAUACUUCCGUUUGCGUUUCACUAUCACUCCAUAAAGUUCCCAAUACUGUUAAUCAACGUACAAAAAUCCAUAUAUGUAUAUGAAUUUCUAUUCAACCUUUUCAUCGAUACUCUGCUUAAGUUUCCAUUUGAUCAUCCCCUCGUCAGACACAAGGUCAGCCGGUUCGAAAUAGGCAGGAUUCAGAAAUUUAGACUAGCAGUUCCGAGUAUUCUCAACCUUGUCCUUCAAAGGAUACAAUAUCACAAAGACCAAAUAACUUAUCUCAAAGUAUUCAAAAUGCUUCUCUGGGGACUGGGGGGCGCUCAACCUGAAGCUGAAUUGGGGGUUACUCGUGGAUUUGCAUUCGAAAUAAGUGGAGUCGGGGAUCCCCCAAUUUUCCAAUGACAGCAUCACAGUGAGCGCAUUCGGAUAGAGCGCUCUUAUAUAAUCCAAGCAAAGUCUUUCUCCUCUAAUACCAACGUCAUCUUGAUCAAUGGUUUGAUUCGCGAAUAUAAUAACAUCACUUAGGAUGUAAACUAAACGAAUCAUAGGUGUGUUAUUGGGGGGUGAGGGGGCGAAGAUGCUUGACAUGUUAUAACAUAUAUUUUGGUUGAAAAUCUUUCAUCAAUAAAUCUCUAAUAUAUCAAUGACUUUUAGAUUAAGAACCAACGAUAAUAGAAGACAAAUUAUAUUUAAUUCUCUUUCUUUAUGUUUUAACCUAAAGUUCAAGUGAUUCAAACGAGAAAAUUAAACACAUUUCAGAUGAGGAAUUAAAGUUCAUUAUCUACAAUAAAUGCACAAUAGAUAUUAUUCUACGAAAGUAUAAGCGGGUAUAGUAAUAUACGGUAUGGCAGUAAGGUUUGUUCAAAUUUUUUAUGAAUAAUUUAUCCAUUUAUUGGUGCAAAAUAAAUAAAUUUUUAAUUAAAUUAUAUUCUCUUAAAAGUUUAAGCAAAAUUUUUAUCAAAUUCAUUCAUUGCAUAUAGAAUAACUAUUCAUAGUAAUUAAAAGGGUAUUAAAUGAAAUUUAUAAUUUUUG
This is a messenger RNA of Linum trigynum, 2764 nucleotides long. The record is from the annotation of a GenBank genome assembly. NCBI's taxonomy places the organism in Eukaryota, Viridiplantae, Streptophyta, Magnoliopsida, Malpighiales, Linaceae.